AUGGCGAAUGCCGCCGGGGAAAAAGAGGCGAAUAGUGCUACGGAUCUCGCCGAGAAGGAUGUCUCUGCUUCACCGUCUUCAGGCAGCAUAGCAGAGUUCCAGGGCAUCAAUGAGCGAGCGCUGCUGCGCAAACUGGAUAUUCGGCUGCUGCCUCCGCUGACAUUAUUGUACCUUUUGUCCUUUCUAGAUCGGAGUAAUGUUGGAAAUGCAAAGCUAGAAGGAUUGACAUCAGACCUGAAGAUCUCGGGCGACCAAUACCUGAAUGGCCUGACCCUUUACUUUGCUGGAUAUGUCCUCUUCGAGAUCCCAUGCAACAUUAUUCUCAAGAAGACAACUCCUAGUAAAUGGCUUCCCACCCUUACCUUGGUCUGGGGUAUUGUUGCAACGUUGCUCGGAAUCGUCCAGAAUUAUUCUGGUUAUCUAUCAUCAAGAUUCUUCCUCGGAGUCGCAGAGAGUGGUCUUUUCCCCGGUGUGGUCUACUAUGUCUCGAUGUGGUAUAAGCGCGAGGAACAGAACUACAGAAUCUGUCUCUUUUUCAGUGCCGCAAGCCUUGCUGGAGCCUUUGGAGGAAUCCUUGCUUGGGGAAUUGCGCACAUGGAAGGGGUUGGCGGGUAUCGAGGAUGGCGCUGGAUUUUCAUCUUGGAAGGUUUAUUGACGGUGGUUGUAUCUGCGAUCUCGUACUUCUGGGUAUACGACUAUCCCGCAACGGCAAAGUUUCUGACUGAGAAGGAGCGUGAGUUCAUUAUCUGGCGGUUGAAAAAUGACAGCGAUGCCAUCCGCGACGAAAAGUUCACUUGGUCGGCUGUGCUGGAUUCGUUCAAAGACCACAAAGUCUGGUUAUACGCUCUGGGCUUCCACACCAUGUCGCUCCCGAUGUAUACGCUUUCUCUCUUUUUGCCUACCAUCAUUAAGGAACUGGGCUACAGCGCCGCUGAAGCGCAACUGCUCUCUGUGCCUCCAUAUGCAGUCGCCUUCGUCCUCAUGAUCACAGUAUCCAUCUGCUCGGAAAAGACUCGCCUCCGGGCACCGUUCAUGAUGGUUUUCGCAGGCGUCGGCUGUAUCGGCUACAUUAUACUUCUAACAGAUCACCGAGCAGGAGUCUCUUAUGUUGGAACGAUCUUUGCCGCAGCAGGAAUCUAUCCCGCAGUCUCGCUCGUGUUUUCCUGGCCGGCGGCUAAUGUCUCUGGUCAGACGAAGCGCGCCAUUGCGAACGCUUUGCAGAUUAGUAUUGGGAAUUGCGGAGCUGUGCUGGGCACUCAGUUGUACCGCGCCGAAAGUGCGCCGCAGUAUUACCUGGGGCAUGGCUUUGCAUUAGGGUACUUGAUAGCUAAUAUUUUCGCCAUGGGGGGUCUCUGGUGGGUUCUGAAGAAAGAGAAUCAGAAGAAGGCCCGGGUCAGGGAUGAGAAGGGGUUGAGACCGUUUGUUGGGGAUAUUGGCGACGAUGAAGGGGAAUUCUUGGGUGAUAAGGAUCCCCGAUGGGUGUUCCAGUACUAA
Penicillium chermesinum is the source of this 1494-nucleotide messenger RNA. RefSeq lists its product as uncharacterized. Gene Ontology annotation, cellular component: membrane. Bases 1 to 1494 code for a protein of 497 amino acids. Gene Ontology annotation, biological process: transmembrane transport. The record is from RefSeq and is a predicted model, not a curated record. Gene Ontology annotation, molecular function: transmembrane transporter activity. NCBI's taxonomy places the organism in Eukaryota, Fungi, Ascomycota, Eurotiomycetes, Eurotiales, Aspergillaceae. The transcript has 5 exons.